Messenger RNA from Truncatella angustata, 1845 nucleotides. RefSeq names its product heat shock protein 70 family. The record is from RefSeq and is a predicted model, not a curated record. Gene Ontology annotation, biological process: vesicle-mediated transport; cellular response to unfolded protein; protein refolding. The transcript is spliced from 4 exons. Gene Ontology annotation, molecular function: ATP-dependent protein folding chaperone; misfolded protein binding; ATP hydrolysis activity. Gene Ontology annotation, cellular component: cytosol; cytoplasm; nucleus. Bases 1 to 1845 code for a protein of 614 amino acids. Lineage: Eukaryota; Fungi; Ascomycota; Sordariomycetes; Amphisphaeriales; Sporocadaceae.
AUGGCGGAAGAGGUUUACGACGGUGCCAUUGGCAUUGAUUUGGGUACCACCUACUCUUGUGUUGCUACCUACGAGGGUAACAAUGUCGAGAUCAUUGCCAACGAGCAGGGUAGCUUCACUACCCCUUCUUACGUCUCCUUCAACGAGAAGGAGCGUUUGAUCGGUGAGGCUGCCAAGAACCAGGCUGCCAUGAACCCCAUCAACACCGUCUUCGAUGUCAAGCGUCUUAUCGGCCGACCUUUCGAUGACCCCAUUGUCAAGAAGGAUAUCGAGUCGUGGCCCUUCAAGGUCGUCGAGCAGGGCAGCAACCCCAUGGUUCAGGUUGAGUACCUGGGUGAGACCAAGACUUUCUCGCCCCAGGAGAUCUCCGCCAUGGUUCUGACCAAGAUGAAGGAGAUCGCCGAGGUCAAGCUCGGUAAGAAGGUUGAGAAGGCCGUUAUCACCGUCCCCGCCUACUUCAACGACAACCAGCGUCAGGCUACCAAGGAUGCUGGUGCCAUUUCCGGCCUCAACGUCCUCCGUAUCAUCAACGAGCCUACUGCCGCUGCCAUUGCCUACGGUCUUGGCUCCGGAAAGUCCGAGAAGGAGCGAAACGUCCUCAUCUACGAUCUUGGUGGUGGUACUUUCGAUGUCUCCCUCUUGAACAUCCAGGGUGGUGUCUUCACCGUCAGGGCUACUGCCGGUGACACCCAUUUGGGUGGUCAGGAUUUCGACAACAACCUCCUCGACCACUGCAAGAAGGAGUUCCAGCGCAAGACCAAGAAGGAUAUCUCCAACGACCCCCGUGCUCUGCGAAGACUCCGAACCGCUUGCGAGCGUGCCAAGCGUACCCUGUCCAGCGGUGCUCAGACCACCAUCGAGAUUGACUCUCUCUUCGACGGUGAGGAUCUGUUCCUCCAGAUCACCCGUGCUCGUUUCGAGGAGUUGAACGCCAAGGCUUUCGCAGGCACCCUGGACCCCGUUGCCCAGGUCCUCAAGGAUGCCAACAGCGACAAGAAGAGCGUCGACGAGAUUGUCCUCGUCGGUGGUUCUACUCGUAUCCCCAAGAUCCAGAAGCUUCUCAGCGACUUCUUCGAUGGCAAGAAGCUUGAGAAGUCCAUCAACCCCGAUGAGGCCGUCGCUUACGGUGCCGCCGUCCAGGCCGGUAUCCUCUCCGGUAAGGCCACCUCUGAAGACACUGCCGACCUCCUCCUGUUGGAUGUCGUUCCUUUGUCUCUCGGUGUCGCCAUGGAGGGCAACAUCUUCGCCCCUGUCGUCACUCGCGGCCAGACUGUCCCUACCCUCAAGAAGCGAACUUUCACCACUGUCGCCGACAACCAGCAGACCGUCCAGUUCCCCGUCUACCAGGGUGAGCGUGUCAACUGUGAGGACAACACCUCUCUGGGAGAGUUCACUCUCGCCCCUAUCCCUCCCAUGCGCGCCGGUGAGCCUGUCCUCGAGGUCGUCUUCGAGGUCGAUGUCAACGGUAUCCUGAAGGUCACUGCUACUGAGAAGACCUCUGGCCGCAGUGCCAACAUCACCAUUGCCAACUCUGUUGGUAAGCUCUCCAGCUCUGAGAUUGAGAACAUGAUCAGCGACGCCGAGAAGUUCAAGACCACCGACGAGGCUUUCAGCAAGCGCUUCGAGGCCAAGCAACAGCUCGAGUCGUACAUCAGCCGUGUUGAGGAGAUUGUUUCCGACCCGACUUUGUCUCUCAAGCUCAAGCGUGGCCAGAAGGAGAAGAUUGAGCAGUCCCUCAGCGAGGCCAUGGGCCAGCUCGAGAUUGAGGACUCCAGCGCCGAUGACCUGAAGAAGAAGGAGUUGGCCCUCAAGAGACUCGUAACCAAGGCCAUGUCCUCGCGAUAA